CCGCAGAGUCUUCAGGAGCGAAAGCGCACUUCCUCUGCUCUGGCUCGACCUGUGUUUCAUCUGAAGUCAUGACAGUUACACCAGUCCGUGAUCUGAGGAGGAUCUUACCCAGGACAUAUAAUCACAGGAGAGAGGUUCUGUCAGAGAUCGCUACGGUCGUGUCUCAGCAUCAGCACCUUCAGCCAGUGCUGGAGAGAUUUGUCUUUAAUGAUGGCACAGCGAGGACCUUGGCUGGUUUGACUGGAACAAUUAAGGUGUUUUAUGAAGGGAAACACUACAAUAUUCCAGUGAGUUUGUGGUUGAAGGAAAGUUAUCCGCGCACUGCGCCCAUCUGCUAUGUGAAACCCACGUGGGAGAUGCUGAUCGUGACCGGCAGACACGUCGACAGCAGUGGAGAGAUCCUGAUGCCUUACCUGGACGAGUGGAGACAUACGCAGUGUGACCUGCACAGCUUGAUUCAGGUUAUGAAGGCCGUGUUUAGUGAAGUUCCUCCUCUGCGUAUGCGUCUUUACCCAGAAGACUUCUUUAAUGAUGGCACAGCGAGGACCUUGGCUGGUUUGACUGGAACAAUUAAGGUGUUUUAUGAAGGGAAACACUACAAUAUUCCAGUGAGUUUGUGGUUGAAGGAAAGUUAUCCGCGCACUGCGCCCAUCUGCUAUGUGAAACCCACGUGGGAGAUGCUGAUCGUGACCGGCAGACACGUCGACAGCAGUGGAGAGAUCCUGAUGCCUUACCUGGACGAGUGGAGACAUACGCAGUGUGACCUGCACAGCUUGAUUCAGGUUAUGAAGGCCGUGUUUAGUGAAGUUCCUCCUCUGCGUAUGCGUCUUUACCCAGAAGACUCAGGUUCUGCUUAUCAGAAACGCUCAGUUGAGGAAAUCUCACACGUGACGCUGGACAGAGAGGACGAUCUUCCUUUCUCUGAACAUAAUGAAACCGUCUGUUAGCUUGCUAGAUGUAUCUGGAAUGUGAUUUUGUACACACGCGUUCUUGUUAAAGUAGACAUUUGCAUGAAACCGUAAACUUUUGUUUACAAAUAAUAAUGAUGAAUGUUAAAUUUGU
Molecule: messenger RNA, 1062 nt
Organism: Sinocyclocheilus anshuiensis
Lineage: Eukaryota; Metazoa; Chordata; Actinopteri; Cypriniformes; Cyprinidae
Exons: 9
Coding region: 69-947 (292 amino acids)
Biological process (GO): endosome to lysosome transport; protein modification process; protein transport
Cellular component (GO): ESCRT I complex
Molecular function (GO): ubiquitin binding
Source: RefSeq, a predicted model, not a curated record